Molecule: messenger RNA, 1233 nt
Organism: Urocitellus parryii (Arctic ground squirrel)
Lineage: Eukaryota; Metazoa; Chordata; Mammalia; Rodentia; Sciuridae
Gene: Ap1s1
Product: adaptor related protein complex 1 subunit sigma 1
Biological process (GO): vesicle-mediated transport; intracellular protein transport
Cellular component (GO): AP-1 adaptor complex; membrane coat
Molecular function (GO): clathrin-cargo adaptor activity
Source: RefSeq, a predicted model, not a curated record
GAGGGAAGGAAGAGAAAGGAUAGAAAGGGAGUGGAGCUGGCACCUACGGUGGCCGAAGAGGGACGCGCCGAGCCGGAGGCUGCAGGAUGAUGCGAUUCAUGCUGCUGUUCAGCCGUCAGGGAAAGCUGCGGCUGCAAAAAUGGUACCUGGCCACGUCAGAUAAGGAACGGAAGAAGAUGGUUCGGGAGCUUAUGCAGGUUGUUCUGGCUCGAAAACCCAAGAUGUGCAGCUUCCUGGAGUGGAGGGACCUCAAAGUUGUCUAUAAGAGAUAUGCCAGCCUCUAUUUCUGCUGCGCCAUUGAGGGCCAAGACAAUGAGCUCAUCACGCUGGAGCUGAUCCACCGGUAUGUGGAGCUCCUGGACAAAUACUUCGGCAGCGUGUGCGAACUGGACAUCAUCUUCAACUUUGAGAAGGCCUACUUCAUCCUGGAUGAGUUUUUGAUGGGAGGGGACGUCCAGGACACCUCUAAGAAGAGUGUGCUGAAGGCUAUUGAGCAGGCAGACCUGCUGCAGGAGGAGGAUGAGUCGCCACGCAGUGUGCUGGAGGAGAUGGGUCUGGCAUAGCCCCUGCCGGCCGGGCCCCGUGGAGCUAGGGGAGCUGGUGGAGAGGCAGGGCAUGGUGGCUGCUUCUCCCGUGUCCCUCAGGGCCCUUCUCUUGGUGGGACCCAGUUGCCCCUCCUCUGCCGCCUCACCUUCUUUGGAGGGAGCCGUGGGCUCCGGCCCUUCAAACAUUCCCUUCCUCCACCCUCCCUUUCCCACUGAAGGCUUUCGGAGCUAGAAGGCAGGAAAAUGUGACCAAGAUGGGGUGCUAUUUGGCUGUUCCCUGCCUUUGAAGAACCAAUGUCACCCAGAAAUCCUCCCCCACUUACCACUGUAAAUAUAUAAAUAUGUCAGGUUAAAGGGAAAAGGUUUUCAGGGCUCUUCUCUCCCCUCUGCCCCAAAACCUACCUCCACCCUCCCCCUAGCCAGCCAGGGCAGCUUCUCUGCCUGGGAGGGGGCCUUUUCCCUCACCUGCCCCCACUUCCUCCUUGGCUUUAGUGGGGCCCCUGUCCAGCACCAGGGCAGGAACUACUUAGUUAAUUUUUUUCUAACCUUGCCACUUUGAGGGAAGGAAGGGCUGGGGGAAGGGCAGGCUUUCUGGGACACUGGCCCUGUGCCUCCUCCAUUCUGUUCUGGGUGAGGCAAGAGCUAAGGGGGAGGGGUGGGCAAGUGUCCACCUUUAUUUCCUUUCUUC